Mollisia scopiformis is the source of this 430-nucleotide messenger RNA. RefSeq lists its product as uncharacterized. The transcript is spliced from 2 exons. The record is from RefSeq and is a predicted model, not a curated record. The coding region runs from base 1 to 354 and encodes 117 amino acids. NCBI's taxonomy places the organism in Eukaryota, Fungi, Ascomycota, Leotiomycetes, Helotiales, Mollisiaceae.
AUGUCAACAAAGAUCGACGACUCAUUCGAGCUCUACGACCUCCGCGUAGAAGUUGUUUGUCCCCCAGGAGAACGAAUCCUUUGCGGAGCCAAAAAUGGGGAUUGCUUCACCUUGCAAGGCGAGAUGCUACAUUUACCUCCUGGUCAAGGCUUUAGCAUAUACAGCUUAUCAUCUGUACUCCCACUACUUGCAGCCAAACAACGAAAGACACACCCAAAUGAUUGGAUGCAAUCUGAUGCUCUGGUUGCAUGCCCUGAUCCGAAUUGCAAGUCUGUGUUGAGAAUUGUGAGGACUGGUUUGAGGACUUUCAGUCAUGCCGAGACGACUAUUGUGGGGUUGGAGGACAACAAUUAAGAGGAUUUGUAUGUGUGGUAUUGGACAUAAAAUGAGAAAUAGAAGUAGAAUAAACAAUGCAGUCGUUCUCGAACCC